AUGUGGUUCGUCCUUCUUGGUGGUAUGCUGACAUUACCCUGGAUACCGUGGCUCUUGAUACAUCACAAAUACUUGCUGUCUUGGUCACAGAUUUGGAUUUAGGUAACUUUCAAUGUGGCAUAGUUGCUGAGCUGCAGGUUGAGUAUUUCAGAAGCUGCUGAUCUCCUAGGGGUUCCAUGUACAGACACCUCUUGGGUUUACAGAUACUGGUCUGAGAAGGAGAAAAUAUCCAGUCAGUUGCAGCUGCCCAGAGAAUGGGCAGACUGGUUUGAGGUGAAGGAAAGGCAUUUCAAAUAUCCACUUGUUACAACCAAGUUACGUGGGAAACAUAGAUGGCCUGCAGCAGCAGAAGACCCCACCGGGUGCUACUCCUGUUUAGCUAAGAACAAGAAACUGAGUCUUGAAUUAAUAGGCUCACUAAAAAUGAUCAGCAACAGAUUUGGAAAACAUUGGCUGGACCGAUAAGUCUCACAUUCAGGUACAACAUUCAGAUAGCAGGGUCAUGGCAGGGUCAGAAUUUGGUGUAAAUAGCAUGAAAACAUGCAUCAAUCCUGCCUUGUAUAAAUGGAUCAGGCUGCUGGUGGUAGUAAAGUGGUGUGGGGAGGUGUUUUCUUAAAAACACCACAGCCUUCCUGAGUAUUGCUGCUGAGCCUCUCCGUCCCUUUAAGACCACAGUGUUCCCAUUCUCUGAUAGCUUUUUCCACCAGGAUAAUGCGGCAUGUUGCAGACCUCGGAUCAUCUCAGACUGGUUUCUUGAAAAUCAAACCAAGUUCACGGUACUCCAGUGGCCUCCAAAGUCACCAGAUCCCAAUCCAAUAGAACAUGUUUGGAAUGUGUUGAGAGUGGGAAAUUAGCAUCAUGGAUGUCCGGAUGACAAAUCAGCAGCAACUGUGACACCAUAAUGUCAAUAUGGACCAAAAUCUCUGAAUAUAUGCCUCAAAAAUGUGAAAAGAUCUGAAAGCUUAGGGCGGGCUUUAAGUCUUUCCAGUUUUGACCAGCAGCAGUUUCUUUAGUUUUAAGUCAGUUGGUUUGAGCAUAUAUUGAGCCAUCAUAGACGUAUGGGGAUGUGAGAAUUUUUAUUAAGCGCUGUUUCAGCAUUUUAGAUGGAACAAUAAUGACCUUAAUAAGCAAUAAAACCAGUUCAAAAACAGAAAGCUUCAUAUUGGACUAAUGUUUCAAAUAGUGGCCUAAAAAUCUGAAAUGCCAUUUCACUAUAAAUACCAGAUCCUGUUAAUUAGGAAACAAUCUCCUGAUUAGAUUUUAAUUCUGCUUAUGAUUUCGGGUAAUUAUUACUUGAAAUUGUUAGUCAAAAGUCUAAACCUUAAACAUAAUGAAAUAGAAAGUAACAAAGCAUAUUGUAUUUGUGUCCAUGGAUACCGAAGGUUUAUAUAUAUUCUAUAAUUACUAUCAUGAAAUGCAAUUAGAAUAAUUUAAUGCAGGCGCAAAGUUAAUUAUGCUGUGCACAACAAGAGUAUUAUGGUCUAUUAUUAGGUUAUCAGCAGUGCAGCUCAGCAUAUUUCCUGGUUAAAGCCCAGAAGGUGCCAACAUGACUGUUUCUGUUGCAGCAUGUUUCAGUGUUUCAGCCGCGAAAGAUUAGAUAAAAUAACUCAACAAGAUGAGGGGAUUUCUGCCAUUUUCUGGAGUCAAACUUUCCGUUUUUUCUUUAUAAUCUCCCCAUGUGUCCUUUGAUCUCAGCCCGCCUCUUUUCUGCUCUUAUCCUCCUUUAACACAUGGCUGAAACACAAGCUAGGCAAAGCUGUCUUAGCAUUUGCCAGUUUAAAUGCAACAAUGCCAUAAUUCCUUUAUGUUUGGGAUAAAGUAUUUUUUUUCCUCCACACAGUUAUACAUGGGACAUCACAUGCUGGGCUUUUCUUGUUCCCCCCUGUAGUUGUGUGUUACAGAUGUUUUCAGUUUCUCUUCUCCAAAAUCUGCCUUGUUGUCUUGAAUUCAGAUACAGGAAACACGGCGGAAUCGCAGAGACGAGAACAUCAUUGUUCUCUCAGCGGGAAGAAAGCGGAUUGGGUCUCCACAAAUGGGACCGUUUCGAAUCUUGAUGUGGCGAACGUGUGAAAUCCCUCCAGUUUUUACGCUCACCAGUGGAAAGGAACUUUGCGAAACACUUAAGAUCGACUUUGGUUCUUUCACCAAAUCCUGAGUUCUGCUUCAAGUGCUGGCAGAUGAAAACAGAGGGGUGCUUUGGUGUGAUUCAUACUGUUUUGUUACACACUGUUCUUUAAUAACACUCCUCCCUCUCUACAAUGUCACUGACAGACUCAAAGCUAGCACUUUAUUUUACAAUGUUUUGAAUCCUAUUUUUAGGCCCCGGAGGGAAAGGUAACAGGCGCGAGAUAACAGGAUUAUGGGAAUCAAACUUGCUUCAGCUGGAAUUACAUUUUCCUUCCUUGUGAAAUGAAAUGUUGCUCUCGGCUGGGAAGAGAACUUGGAGCAUUGUGGUUUGGCUCUUGAGGUUACCUAACCCUUUUCUAAAGCCCUACAUUGUGCUGCUCAUUCUCUCAGCCUCCCACUUUCAUUCAACCUCUGUACGCUCUCAGUUCUGUCACAAGCACCUGGCUUCCGAGAGACAGUGUUGCCCUGGCAACAAGAAGAAUAUCUCAACCUGCCAAGAUGUUAAAAAGAAAGAUGGAGAAGGAGGAGGGAAAGAAGCAAGUGUUUGUUAGCCAAAACUUCCUUACAAGGUGACAUUUACAGCCUGGCUGGUGAAUUGAUUAAAGUUUAGCCCGGGGUUGGUUGAAGUCUCAGCAUCUAUGUUAACUGUCGCAUCAAAGACGUGCAUCUGACUGCAGAGCUCCAGAGCUUCCCAUUGUGGAGAGAAGAAACUGGCUGAUCCACCAGCACUACCUGCGCAAAGACUAUGAGACCUGUAAGUAGGCAGACAGGAAGUGGGGUGGAGAGAGGGAGACGACAUACAGCACAGGACUCUGGGGUCGGGACUCGAACCUGGGACACCUGCCUUGAGCACUGGGUCGCGUGCUCUACGCCGACGCCAGGCGCUUCAUCCCUCUUGACUACCUUUUAAUAGGAAGAAAUCAACAUCAGAACUGGGUUCAGGGGUUUAAAGGGAAGUCGUUGAAGAGGAGCUAAAACAUGGAGAAACAUGUCAGCUGAGUCCUUUCAAAUGUCUCCACUGAAAUUAAGUUGCUUUACUGUAAUCAUUAAAGAGCAACUGCAGGAAACCAAUGGAAUGUGUGAAUAUGCCAUAUAUGUUCAAGCACUAAUCUUACGUCUUGAGGGGAAGAUCCAGGAGUCCCUGGAGCUGUUUCAGAGCUGUGCCAUCCUUAAUCCCAGCAGCUCCGACAACCUCAACCAAGUGGCCCGAUCACUAUUUCUGCUUGGAAAGCACAAAGCAGCUAUUGAGUUCUAUAAUGAAGCUGCAAAACGUAACGAGAAAGACUGGGAGAUCAGUCAUAACCUGGGUGUGUGUUAUUACUUCAUCAAAGAUUUCAAAUAUGCUGAGGAACAUCUAAACCUCGCUCUACAGAUAAAUAAACAUGACAAGACCUUCAUGAUGCUCGGGAAAGUCCAUCUGAUGGCUGGAGAAGCUGACAAGGCCAUUGAAGUGUAUAAGAGAGCAGUGGAAUUCUCUCCAGAGAACACUGAACUCCUCACCACUCUUGGCCUCCUUUUUUUGCAGCUUGGGAAAUACCAAAAAGCAUUCGAGCAUCUUGGGAAUGCCCUCACGUUUGACCCCAACAAUUAUAAGGCCAUCCUGGCUGCAGGCAGCAUGAUGCAAACCCACGGUGACUUUGAUGUGGCCAUGAACAAGUACAGAGUGGCAGCCUGCGCCGUGCCGGAGAGCCCCCCUCUCUGGAACAACAUUGGCAUGUGCUUCUUUGGCAAGAAGAAAUAUGUUGCUGCCAUCAGCUGCCUGAAACGCGCUCACUACUUGUCUCCCUUUGACUGGAAAGUGUUGUACAACCUGGGGCUGGUACACCUGACCAUGCAGCAGUACGCUUCAGCUUUCCAUUUCCUCAGCGCAGCCAUUAAUCUGAACCCACGCAUGGGGGAACUCUAUAUGUUGCUAGCAGUCGCUUUGACUAAUUUGGAAGACGUGGAGAAUGCCACCAGAGCAUAUGAACAAGCCGUUAAUCUUGAUGAAACCAACCCCAUGGUCAACCUGAACUUUGCAAUAUUCCUCUAUAAUCAUGGUGACAAGAAGAGAGCUCUGGAUCAAUAUCAGGAGAUGGAAAGGAAAGUCAACCAACUUCGGGAUAGCAGUAACAACUUUGAGUUUGAUCCUGAGAUGAUAGACAUGGCUCAGAAGAUGGGGGCUGCUCUGCAGGUAACAGAGAGUCUGGUGUGGACUAAACCAGGCAAGGACUCAAAAUCCAAACCUCACUCGGCAGCAGCGGCCAAAACCCCCGGGGCUCCUCUGGGCACCAACCAAGCUCUGGGUCAGGCCAUGUCUUCAGCUGCCAGUUACAGCAAGAACAUGCAGCUAACAACAGGAGUUUCCAAAGGUUCCACAGCUCCUGAGCUAGAGCCUGAUGUAGAGAAUGCCCCCAGUCCACCAACCGACCCUCCAGGACCCUCAGAACCAGAACAUCCAGAUGGUUCCAAAUCCAGAACCUCUAAGGAGAAAUCUGUAGUGGAGUAAUGAAGUCAUUUAGUGGGCGCAGUUCGACAUGACUCUCAUUAGAGGUUUUUAAUAUUACUGUAGUCAGAUUUAGGACUUUUAGGCACACAGAAAUGUAAUGUCCUGCACAUCCAGUUCCUUUAAAGUAAAAAACAAAUUAGGGUCAUUUUUCAUUACUGCUGACUCUACAGAUGCAAUGUUAAAGCCACCUCCAACAGGUUUUUUUGCUGAACAAUGUUUAUAUUCAAACAAAAAGUACCAGCAGCCUUUGUAAGGCUUGUGUGUGCUAUAAGCUGAAAGGAUCUAUUUUCCUUGUAUUAACAUUCCUAUAAAAUCCACUACAGGUGAAGGAAUCACUGUGACAAUCUGAGUUUGAGCCAAGAAAGGUGUACACAGAGGGAUGUUUUUGAACAUUUGUAUUAUAAGACUUUAUUGCAAAUCACCAAUAUCGCUUUUAUUUGUGAAUAUCUGUCAUGUUUAUAGAGAAUAAAGUAUUUAAUAUUA
This is a messenger RNA of Girardinichthys multiradiatus, 5098 nucleotides long. RefSeq names its product Bardet-Biedl syndrome 4 (gene bbs4). Bases 3116 to 4615 code for a protein of 499 amino acids. The record is from RefSeq and is a predicted model, not a curated record. Gene Ontology annotation, cellular component: ciliary basal body. Gene Ontology annotation, molecular function: protein binding. The transcript has 17 exons. Gene Ontology annotation, biological process: cilium assembly; protein localization to cilium. NCBI's taxonomy places the organism in Eukaryota, Metazoa, Chordata, Actinopteri, Cyprinodontiformes, Goodeidae.